This is a messenger RNA of Lasiosphaeria miniovina, 2538 nucleotides long. RefSeq names its product kinase-like domain-containing protein. The transcript is spliced from 2 exons. Lineage: Eukaryota; Fungi; Ascomycota; Sordariomycetes; Sordariales; Lasiosphaeriaceae. The coding region runs from base 1 to 2538 and encodes 845 amino acids. The record is from RefSeq and is a predicted model, not a curated record. Gene Ontology annotation, biological process: peptidyl-serine phosphorylation; intracellular signal transduction. Gene Ontology annotation, molecular function: ATP binding; protein serine/threonine kinase activity.
AUGAACGGCGACCUCAGCCUGUCCCGAGCUCUCGGGGGCCUGCGGAUCGCAAACCCCGACGACUCGUCGCCCAGCCCCUCGCGAGAGGCUUCGUUGGGCCCCGAUGAGUUCCCAGGGAGCCAGUCGACUCCGACUGCCGAGGAACCCCGCGACGCCUUCCCUCGUACGCCGCAACCUGUCGGACCACAGAUGACGAGCGAAGAGCCUCCACGUCACACAUACGAAUCCGCUGCUGCAAUACUCAAGACAGCGCAAAACAACCUUAAUGCUGCACGGGGGUAUUCGAAUCCUCCCAGCUCCGUCGAUAACUACCCCCAACCACAGUAUCCAACAUAUCAACCGACAAAUGGGAACCUUUCUCCACCUACAACUCCUCUCCCAACGCCGAGUCCGGCCACGGAGCGGAGCCAUCAGGGGGCACCGUACGCGAGUCUCAGGACUGACCCGUCCCGAACUUCAGCGUAUGGAGUACCUUCAAGAAGCGGCUCAAGAUCAGACGCCGCUAGCUUGGCACAAAUACCAUCUCGAGAAACGAGCCGGUCGCACCAGGCUGCUAGUCGGAUAGGGGCAGCACCUCCUGGAAACAAUGGCCCAGGCGGUCCAAUGCCACCUAGGAGAAGCUCUAAAGGGAUGGGGGUCGGAUAUGGCUCGGUCCCAGGCGUUCCGUAUGCCCCGUCCAACGGCAGUUAUGUGCCUGAUAUGCAGUCACUAGCAAGCAGCGAAGACUGGAAAGAUCGGGGUGCUGCAGUGAGCAUGAGGAAAGAGGUCGACGCCGAAGGAAGAACGGUGAUCAAAUCGGUCAAGAAGGGGGUACGGGACUUUUCAUUUGGCCGAGUACUCGGAGAGGGGUCCUACAGCACCGUCUAUCUUGCCACAGACCGCCAAACGCUACGAGAAUACGCGGUCAAGGUGCUUGAGAAGAAGCACAUCAUCAAGGAGAAGAAGAUCAAGUAUGUCAACAUCGAGAAGAACACGCUAAACCGGCUCACGGAGCAUCCAGGCAUCGUCCGGCUCUACUACACAUUUCAAGACGAGGCCUCGCUCUACUACGUCCUGGAUCUAUGCAAUGGCGGGGAGCUGCUUGGUGUUUUGAAGAAGACGGGGACAUUCGAUGUCGAGUGCACGAGGUUCUACGGCGCGCAGAUAUUGGACGCAAUAGCGUACAUGCACUCACGCGGAGUGAUUCAUCGCGAUCUCAAACCUGAAAAUGUGCUCUUGGACGACCAGAUGCACGUCAAGAUCACCGACUUUGGCACUGCCAAGCUGUUGCCCGAUCCCCGAGAUCCCAGGCCACCGCCAGAGGACGCCUCUGGGCCGAACGGCGCGCAUGACGACAAUAGGACUGCCUCCUUUGUCGGUACGGCCGAGUACGUGAGCCCUGAGCUCCUGACAGACAAGUCUGCGGGGAAGCCCAGCGAUUUAUGGGCGUUUGGGUGCAUCAUAUAUCAGCUGCUCGUGGGCCGUCCACCUUUCAAAGCGGCCACCGAGUACCUAACAUUCCAGAAGAUCGUAGGCCUUGAGUACGAGUUCCCUGCCGGUUUCCCCCCCGCAGCUCGCGAUCUUGUCGAGCGAUGUCUCGUGUUGGACCCCAAUCGCCGCCUGACGGUGGAGCACAUUAAAAACCACGAGUUCUUUGACGGCCAGCAGUUUGGCAAGGAACUGUGGAGGAUUAAGGCCCCGCGUCUUCGGCCGUACGUGCCACCGACUCAGGAGCCUAAUAUCAUACAGCUGAACGGUGUUUCCUCUGGCUCGCCCAAGCCAAUCACAACAUCUCGGGCCCCUCAAGCAACAGCGAAUGGGUCGAGGCCAGCGCGGAUCAUCACGGAACUGCCGCCGCCUACGCAACUAGAUAUCGAAUGGUCACCGGUACUGACAAGGAACAACGAGAGGAUUUUGAGGCUCGGCGACUUGAUGGUGAUAUCCUCUCCUAUUCCGAACAGCCCUCAUGGGCGGAGCGAGAGUGACGGGCACAAGAAGCUAUCCCGUUUCUUUGGCGGCAGCACGACUAAGAAACGGCAGCGGCUUGUCAUGAUUACCUCGGGUGGGCGCAUCGUCCUUGCUCCGUCUGGCGGAGAGGAGAAGCGGGCGAAGCAGGAGAUCUCGCUACUUGCCCCGGACUGUGUGUGGAAGGGUCAAAUCGACGCAAAGGGCCAACCAGUCUUUUGCGUCGACACAGGUGGUGUGCAUUACACAUUCGAGGAGCCCAAGUCAUCGCAGACUGAGGGUGCAAAAUUUUCUGUCGACGACUGGAUAGAGUCGUUGGAGCGGGCCAAAGACCUGGCCAUAUCACAAAACCUGGUCGGAUCUUUCAGCAACGAUAACGGAUUUGGCGACAUGUCGUCGGACAUGUCGAGCCCGGCGAGUACAAUGGGGGGGAGGUCAACCUUUCCGGAGGGCUUUAGCGUCUCGGACCGGGCGGGCCGCAACCAUCCCAGUAGAAGCCAGGCAAGCUUGGAGGAUACGACCCUGGUGAAGCGCAACCGCUUUAGCAAGCGACAGUCCAAGACCGGGCUGGGCGGGUUGGGGGCGGCUUUCUGA